Molecule: messenger RNA, 3183 nt
Organism: Protopolystoma xenopodis
Lineage: Eukaryota; Metazoa; Platyhelminthes; Monogenea; Polystomatidea; Polystomatidae
Source: the annotation of a GenBank genome assembly
AUGUUCAUUAGACAACGGUAUAUUCCGGAAACCGCAUUAGACCGUGAAGAAUCUAUUAUAUCGUGUUUUUCAUCGGACAUAUCCAGCUCUUCAUCUAUUUCUGAGCAUACAUUGUUACAAAAACCCAUAGGCCUCGUUUUUUGGUUUUCUCUCUUUUCUAUUCUUUUUAUUACUUCCAUUUAUGUUAUCCACCUGAACGAUGAUUGCCGUACAGGCUGCCACUUUGGAUCUAAGUGUGGUCUGUUUAACCUAUCCAUAAAUGAAUCCCUUGCACGAACCCAUCUUAAAACAGUUACUGGAUAUGGAGUCAGAAUGGCGGGUUCCUAUUCAAAUGAAAUCUUGGCCCGCAGAUAUCUCUUGGCCCAACUCCAACUUAUUUCAGAUAUAGCUCUAUCCAAUGGUCUCGAGGCUUAUAUAGAGGAUCACCUAUCCUCAUUUUCAAGUUUUAGAGCUCAUACUCACAUAAUGAGUUAUGGACUUGUAAGAAACAUUGCUAUUUUGAUGCAUAAUCCAAAAAAUGGGCCCGUCGAUUACUCUCCUGCAAUUUUAGUCAACUGUCACUAUGAUUCAGCUAUUGGAAGUCGAGGGGCUACAGACGCAUUCGUUAACUGUGCUAAUAUGCUGGAAUCAGCCAGAAUAUUUGCUCUAAACGAUGUACCACUCAAUAUUGAUGUAAUCUUUCUUUUUAAUGGGGCCGAGGAGAGCCUUCUGCCUGCUAGUCACGCAUUUAUAACUCAGCACAAAUGGGCAAAGCGGAUAGUCCUCUUUAUUAACUUAGAAGGAGCUGGAGUUGGUGGGCGUAUGUUUGUUUUUCAGACAGGUCCAGGCUUGGCAACGAAAACUCUUGUUAGCGCUUAUUCAUCUAAUAUUCGACAGCCAUUUGGCAAUGUAUUCGGAGAGGAAAUCUUUCACCUUGGUGUAAUUCCUUCUGAUACAGAUUUUCGAAUUUUUCGAGAUUACGGCCUUAUAUCUGGAAUUGAUAUGGCUUAUAUAAACGACGGUUAUGUCUAUCACACUGAAUACGAUGUAGAAGAACGGAUAAAGACUGAAUGUCUUCAGCAAGCAGGUGAUAACCUUGUCAAUUUUCUUUCAUCAUUAGUCUCCGACCUUAAAACUCAAGCUGUUCCCCGUUUGAAACCUUUAAAUAAUCCUGAACAGGCUUUAAACUAUGAUGAGGCUUCGGAGGAGGGAGGCAUGAUUAGUUUUCAGGAGCUGCCAGUAGUUGUCCCGCCUUAUGAUCGUGUUGUGUAUUUUGAUGUACUAGGCUAUUACUUUUUUAUGUGUCCAUUUUGGAUAUGGCGUUGCCUUGACGCCUUUUUUGUUGUUAUAUUUUUUGCUUGGAUUUUGUACAUUCGAAGAAAAAAUGAAACAAAUUUUUAUGGUGUUUGUUUUGCUGUGUUUCUUCAUCUUAUUUGGUUACUUUCUGGUUUCUUAUUUCUUUGCUCACUCGGAUUAUUGAUCCAUAAAUAUGGCUCUCGGAUGUCUUGGUAUUCUAUUCGGUACAAUAUUUUUGGCAUUUUCUUUCUUCCCCUUUUUUGGUUUCUGACCACAUUUUACACAUUUAUUGUUUCUGUACCGACCUCACCUCUUUUUGAACUUUCUAUAUUUAAGAAAUCUUUGAACGCUGCCCUGUGGGUUAGCGCUCAUAAUGAUGUCAACUCAAAUAGAAUCGAACAGGAUCAUUUUAUUGCCGGCGUUGGGAUUAUCCUCUCCAUUAUGUCAUUAUUAGAUCUGGCUAAUAGUCCUGCUUCAUAUCUUUUUACGAUCACUGCCAUGCUACCCUGGCUUUCUCGUGUCGCGCUUUCAUCUCUACUCCGUCCAAAGGAUCCCUCUUUAACAAUACUACUAGCAUCAACACUUCCCUACAUUGUUCUUGUUCAGGCCUAUUUGGGUAGUUCGCUUUUUGACGUCCUUAUCCCUAUUACCGGCCGGAUAGGUCAGACUGUUAAGCCAGAUGUUGUUAUUGCAGCUUUGUGUUUUAUGAUUUUAUCUCCAGUUGGUCUCUUUCUCGGCGGGUAUCUUCAAGUUACAUCUCAUCAAGCUUCUAAAUGGCUGAGAUUAUUGCUUCUCAAUGCUUCUGUUGCAUAUGCUCUGAUGGUGCACACCUCACCACUCGGCUUUCCAUAUACGACUUAUGUGGUGGAUCCAACUGACGUCAGUCAAUCUGCACCCAGAUACCAGCGGAUCGCCUUAAUCCAUGUCAACCGAGGCUUCCGGGAUGUUCCUGACUCCUUCCAUAUUACCAGCUCUGAUAGCGGGAUUUUCGUAGUUCCUCUUGAUGCUAACGGUGCUCGCUACUUAACACCGGGAUCAUUCCCUUCUCCUAUCUCUCACUCCAUAUUUUCAAUCUUCAAAUCUCCAUCGAAGAUGUCUUACUCUGGCCUCCAAGGCCUUGGACUGUCAGAACUAGUAGGGGCGAAGCGCUACCUCUGUCUUCGGUCCCGACCAUUUUGCGGUAUUCCAUUUAUUUUUCCUUUCGCGCAAGCCUUCUUCGAUUUCUUUUGGCUUACUCGGCCUGUGCAUACUGCACAGCCCCCUGUCAACCUUGUUCUCUUGGAUCGUUUUCGCCUUCAUCCUCAUCACUUGCCGAUGACUUUGCGUAGUGAUUACUCUACCCCAGGUUUGCGUAGACAAGCCUAUAACAUUUGUAUGGCUAUCACUUCUGGCCCACCACACACUCAUAUCUUCAUCCGCACAGAAGUUCCUCGGGUUCGUUUACUGGAUUGGUCAUUUGCCAGGGAAGCUGGUAAGCCACGUCCAUUGUCAUUGCCUCCAAGAGCAAGCACCUGGGCUGCUGAAGAGGCUGAAGAUAUGGAGUAUGCUGCAUCUGAUUCUGAAUUUGGCGGUGCCCAUUUUUACAUCUAUAAUGUAAACCCUUCUGCCCCAUACACUCACGAUUACCUCGAUUCAGUAAUGCCGUCAUCAGAUGGUCCUUUGAAUCCUCGGGCAACCUGGGAAAAGCCUUUACACUUUUGGCUUGUGCUAGAUCUCUUGGUCCCAGAUGAAGGUGACUCGAUUAAAAACAACAGCUUUGAUAUCAGUCUCACCGGCGCUUAUUUCGACAACGAUCUUCCCUCCAGUCAGAGUGAAGAACUUACGACUCUACUUAAUCAUCUUCCUCCAUGGACCAAUGCACUCAGUUUUGUUUCAACGUACCAAGUUUGGCGCAUCCUUCUUCCAUAG